UCGCCAUCACUACACUUGUGCGCCCGGUAGUUUUCGCGCGCCUCCCUUCGUCGUCGCGACGCCGCGCCAUUUUCUCGCGCACGUGGGCGACGACGGCUUUGUGAGGGCACCCGGCUCGAACGCCAUUAACGCGGCCGUCGUGAAUGAAUGCCGACCUCGACCGGGUGGCUAGCGUCCAUUGAUAGGGCGCGCGGCGGUCCACGACCGCGGCACCGCGCCUCAUCGAACGGGGGCGGCGUGCUGCACGCCCUCGCCGACUCGUGCUCGCCUCAGUCGAGGAUGUGGCGCUCUCGGCGCGACGACACUCAACGCGUGCAAAAUUUGUGUUCAUUUAUCAGUAGACGCUCGUGACCAUUCAGUGUGAUUACCGUACCGCUUUUCGUAGAUUCCUAUACGUAAUGAUCUGUGAUCACGUCAAUUUCUUUAGGACAUUAAGUAAAUAAGUUAGUUUUACCGCGCUUUUGCAGCGUAGUCCAUCGAAGCGCAAAUCGCUGUGUUUGUGUGUAAGCGUGUCUGUGCCGAAGUGUGUGCGUGUGCGGCUGUGCCGCUUAUGGUGGUGUGGAGUGCGCGGUACGGGGAUGCGCUCGUGCGAUGCUCUCGGUGUUCGCGAUGCGUCGGCCGGAGGACGAGGAGCUAGGCGGUCGCGGCGACGGCGACGAGUUCGUGGACAUCUCACAUAUGCAACUACUUGUAGAGGCAGGCCCGAGCGGGUUGCACUACGGCGGUCCGCAACCACCUCUUGCGCAGCCGCAGCCCUACGCUCAACUGCCUGCGCACACAUCCCCAGUGACGGCCACGGCCACCUCCACUACCGCCUCCGUCGACGACUUGUUUGCCCUCUAUUUUACACCAACCACCCAUGGUACUUUGCCAGGCGAUGAGUUGUCGCUGGGAUGUUCGCCGCGGCGACACAAACAUGAGGCUUCAUUGUCUCCCGGUGCGCGCGCCGAGGACGCCAGUAAUGCGUCAAGCGCAAGCGCCUCGCUAUAUGCAACACCGAUGGGUGGCAAACGCGCACCCUCGCCUCCGCUACAGUGGCUGCUGCCGUCUGGUCCCGGCCCAGGUAGCGUCGAUAAAUAUUUUCAACAAGAGUAUGAAGAACGCAUUGAACUACUCCCUCCUGAAUGUCAGCCUUCUUAUUGUCCCCCUCCACAAGCUUGUCCGCAACAACAUUGUGAAUAUCGACCUCAGCCUCAGCAACAACCCCAACAUUCGUGGGAAACACAAGAGUAUGCUAGCGCACCGCAGCCGACUCCUGGACCCUCAGGAAUACCUAAACGAGAGCCUUAUCCUAGUCCAGCCAGCGACAGGCCUGUUCAGUUAGCCGAAUUUAACCAGUCCACGAGUAAAGGUCACGAAAUUCUUUCUCAAGUAUAUCAGCAGAGCGCUCAACCCCUUCGAUUAGUUGCUGUUAAACCUCGCAAGUAUCCUAAUCGUCCGAGCAAGACGCCUGUUCACGAGCGGCCUUACGCCUGUCCUGUGGAAGGAUGCGAUCGCAGAUUUUCACGAUCGGACGAGCUGACGAGGCACAUACGCAUUCACACAGGCCAAAAACCGUUCCAGUGUCGCAUCUGCAUGCGCUCGUUCAGUCGAUCUGACCAUUUGACGACGCAUGUGAGAACGCAUACAGGUGAAAAACCCUUUGCUUGCGAUGUAUGUGGACGUAAAUUCGCAAGGUCGGACGAGAAAAAACGCCAUGCAAAAGUGCAUUUGAAGCAACGACUGAAACGGGAGCGCGGUGGAGGCGGACCAACGCACCACCACGAGCCGCACCCGCACGCGCCGCUCUAGCCCGCCGUCCCCGGCUCUGCCGCAGCGACCUCCACCGCGCCCGCGCCGUCGCCGGUGCUUUCGCCCGCACAUUCCAGUGAGGACGCGCCCGCCUCUGUCGCGAGAUCCGGAACCGCGGAUAAAUGAACUGUUAAUUACUUUCACGUUGAAGUUAUUAAAUAAUUUCAUCGCAUAGGUGUAAAGAAGUUGUCUUUAACGAAGCUUUAUUAACUCUACAUUUGUAAAUUCACUGAAAUUUAUAUAUCUUUUUAUACAUAUUUGUAACUAUUACGAUAGAAACGAUCAACUUGAUGUAUUUAUUUUAAUUAGAUAGGAUAAUCGAAUGAAUUAGACUGGGAACAAAUAUAACUACGAAGCGAUGUGGCCUAAAGUGUCCAGCGCGACGGAAGAUUACGUGACUACGUCCCCGAUAUAUUCGGUGUAGCACUAACACAUAUCUUUCUGUCUGACGAUAGUCUUUAGCUAAACAUUAGAAAUGUUUCCAAGAUUGUUAUUGACCGUAAGGUCAAGUUCAUGUGUGUGCUGAAGUGAUCGUUGAGAAGUGAUAUGUAAUAGGCCUAUUUGCAGAAAGUUUCAGUUCAGAAAAUAUUUGCCAGUUGCUAAUAUAGGUUUAUAGAUUAACGAGCGUAGAUAGGUACUGUUUACUAUUAAAAAUAUUUACCUUCUAUUGAUGUUACAUUAAUUUAUGGCAAACAUUUUCUGACAGAACUGUCUUCUUAUUUAUUAAGUAGGGAUGUAUGUUAAUGUUCUUAUACUUUACAAAACUAACGUGAAACUGUGCCAUCAUUUAACUUUACCACGUGCCACGGCAAUUUGUUUUAAUACUAAGUGUAACACGACUGCUGAUUAAGUGAUAAUUAUUAUGAUAAAUAUCUUAUUUUAUUUUUAAUAUUUCUAGUCGAAGAUAUGGGUGUGAGAAUGUCGACUAAAGUUUGCUCUUGACCGUCAACUAAGAAACCCAUUCCUCUUAUUUUCGACAGCUGCUGUCAUGAUCUUUUCUUGCUCAAACGUUUGUUUAACAAAAUUUGCUCAAUCCUCUGGUUUUAUACUUACCGACUAAAUGGAUCUUCUACUCUAUAUCUAUAUCCGGCUUACUUUUACUGCACUUUGUUUUCUGUUACAUUCUUCCAAUUCUAUUUAUUUAUUUAUUUUUAUAAUUAGACUAAUUUAGUAAAGUUAUUAAGCUCGUAGAAUUUAAAUUUUGAUCUCUUAAUCAAUAUUAAUUAUUUGCAAGUAAAGCGAGGGCCCCUGUUUAUAAUACUCAAGUCUUCUGUUUAGAUAUAAAUACCAUGGUGUACAAUCAAUUUUGUUAGUUUCAUAGCAGCUGAAAUUUCAAUUAGGUAGUUAAUUUUAGCGCAAUUGAACCACUUCGGUGGACAGGAUUUCGACCGCUGUCACUGACAUCGAUUAUUUAACUAACAUAACAGUAUCAUUUUUAAUUGUUUACGUAAUGUUUUAUAAUUAAUAUAUAGAGCACAAAUAGUUUUACAUAUUUAUAGUUCAAAAUAUAUACGAAUCUAUAUAUUUAUAUUAAAAGCCUUCAACUUAAAACAUGGUUGUAUAAAAGUUCAAUAGAACGUUAUUUAUUUAAUAAAUUGUUGAAUUGAUCGCUAAGCAAGUGUAGUGCAAUCUGUAAAUAAUUCAAGUUAGAACAAAAAAAAAACAAAUCUAAACUUAGUCA
Vanessa atalanta (red admiral) is the source of this 3472-nucleotide messenger RNA. It is a transcript of the gene sr, whose product is annotated as early growth response protein 3-like. The coding region runs from base 592 to 1791 and encodes 399 amino acids. Gene Ontology annotation, biological process: regulation of transcription by RNA polymerase II. NCBI's taxonomy places the organism in Eukaryota, Metazoa, Arthropoda, Insecta, Lepidoptera, Nymphalidae. The transcript is spliced from 2 exons. Gene Ontology annotation, molecular function: RNA polymerase II cis-regulatory region sequence-specific DNA binding; DNA-binding transcription factor activity, RNA polymerase II-specific. The record is from RefSeq and is a predicted model, not a curated record.